AUGCACCUCACAGGUGUGGCGUAUCGAGAUGCUGAUUGGACAGUGAAGGAGGAGUGCGUGUCAGAAGAGGAGGAGGAGGUGAAGGAUACGCUGGUGGAGGAGAUCCUCCAGCAGGGCGACACGGCCAUCAUCUAUCCCGAAGCACCUGAAGACGAGCAGAGUCCAGCAGAGACGGGAAACGCUGAUGAAAACGGAACACCUGACUCCUUCUCCCAGUUGCACACGUGCCCGUACUGCUCCCGGGGCUACAAACGCAACGCCUCGCUGAAGGAGCACAUUAAGUAUCGCCACGAGACCAGCGAGGACAACUACAGCUGCUCACACUGCAGCUACACCUUCACGUACCGCUCGCAGCUGGAGAGGCACAUGAGCCACCACCGGGGCAGCAGGGAGCAGCGUCACAUUUCCCAGUCAACCGCAGGAUCGGGAGGAACAGGUGGAACCCGCAAGUUCAAGUGUACCGAAUGUUCCAAGGCCUUCAAAUACAAACACCAUCUGAAGGAGCACCUGCGUAUCCACAGCGGUGAGAAACCUUACGAGUGCUCAAACUGCAAGAAGCGAUUCUCCCACUCGGGCUCGUACAGCUCCCAUAUCAGUAGCAAGAAGUGUGUGGGGGUGACGCCCCCCAACGGAGUGACUGUAACAGCCAUCAAGCCCUCAUCUCCAACCACACAAACUAAACCUGUUGCAAUAGCUCCUGCCCGGAUGAUUCUUAAAGAAAAGACUGAAAGCAAGCCCCUCCAGGAGCAGCUGCCCGUCACCCAGAUCAAAUCAGAACCUGUGGAAUACGAGUGUAAGCCUGUGAUGGCCACACCAGCUGCUUCAGCUGAUAGUAAAGAAGUUGUGAACGGAGGGGCAGCGCCGCCGGCUGCGGCCCCGGCCCUGCCUCAGGGUGUGGCUAUGGUCGUACCAACAGUCGGCCUGAUGUCACCAGUCAGCAUCAACCUGAACGACUUGCAAAGCGUGCUCAAAGUGGCGAUGGACGGGAACAUCCUCAGGCAGGUGCUGGGUUCAGCCAAUGGGGUGGUGGCACAGGGGAAGCAGGGAAUUGUGGUCCAGCAGCCGCAGCAACAAAUUCUCAGUCUGCCCGCCUUUGUGGACCACGACGGCACUACAAAAAUAAUCAUCAACUACAGCAUCAGCCCUUCAGCCUCCAACGCUGCCACCACCCUGCCUACACCUCUUAUUAUCAAAAACAGCCCGACUACAGCUCUUAAAGUCAUGACGACCGCUGCUGCACCCCCCACCCCCACUAAAACAGAUAUGCCCCCAAUACCUGAGGCAACCGACCUCUCUGUCAAGAAAGAGAAGGAAGCAGAGCCUGUUAAAGACAAGGCGAUGGAGGCAGCACUAGCAUCUGCUGAAAUAUCAGAGUCAGCCCAGACACCCAAACCCAGCAGCUCCGGUACCUGUUUGUUAUGUGACGAGUGUCCGGACGACCUGGAGACGCUGCACCUCCAGCAUCACAAACUAGCUAACGGUGAGGUGGGGGACUCUGCGGCUCUGGAUCCAUCAUUCGCCGAUUUGCUGAGCGAAGCAGGGGUGACGCUGGAGGAGCCGCCUGCAGACGACCUCCUGUCCCUGCUCAAGACCUACUUUGCCUCCAAUGCCAAUCCCAGCGAAGAGGAGAUGACGAAGAUCUCAGAGUCGGUCAGUAUUCCAGUGGAAGUGGUUAGUAAGUGGUUUGCCAAGAUGAACACUGGGGAAAAGGAUGAUAAAUGCCACAGUGAGGAUGUAGACGCUUCUGAAAAGACUGAAGUUACAAAUUCCAGCUCGGAAGACUCGUUGCAUCCCACUGAAGAAGAAGAAGAUGAUGAAGAAGGCACCACCCAAGAGGAAGCCAUCAACUCUGUAUCUGGCAGAGCCUCCCCAACAGACUCAGCAUCACUCAGUCUCACCAACGAGGAUCUUGUUAUCGUUAAAAGUGAGCCUGAAGACCCAGAGGCUAUAGACUCCCAGGCAGAACCCUUGGACCUUUCUCUCCCCAAACAAAACCCGGCACCAUCAGAAAACAAACCCGCCCCACCCACCAAACAGCAGGAGCGUCCUCUGAACCUGACCUGCCUGAGGAAGGAACAGGUCGGGGGUCGAACCAUCUACGUGACCACGCCUCAGGCUGGAAACCCCGUCAACAUCGUCUCUGCCACACAGUUGCCCACUCUAGUGGCCAUUGCUGGUCAGGGUACAGUGGGCUGCCUCAGUGCCAUUAACACCACCACCAAGCGCACCAUCCUCAUCCCCCAACUCACCUACACCUACGCCACUACAGCCAGCAACACCACUGGGGCCAAGACGGUUGUACUGAACGGCCAUAAGCAAGAGAAACGUUCAGAGAGCAGCACUGACAGCAACCUGACUGCAGAGGAGCAGGAGUCGAAGAGGCGGCGGAUGGAAAUCGGAGUCUAUCCCUGUGAUUUGUGCUCCAAGGUCUUCCAAAAGGGCAGCUCGCUGCUCAGACACAAAUAUGAACACACAGGAAAGCGGCCCCAUGAAUGCACCAUCUGCAACAAGGCUUUCAAACACAAACACCACCUGAUCGAACACUCGAGGCUGCACUCCGGUGAGAAACCCUACCAGUGUGACAAGUGCGGGAAGCGUUUCUCUCACUCGGGCUCCUACUCCCAGCACAUGAACCACCGCUACUCCUACUGCAAGAAGGACGGGUCCAACCCGGGCUCCGCUGUGGGACCACGCAGGGUCCUGCUUGAGCUGGGCAGUCCCGGCGUUGGCCCCCAGUCAGACAGCCGGACCACCACCCCCCCUUCUCAAAUGGACUCAGACGAGAGGGACAGCGAGGAAGAGAUAGACGAGGACGAGGAGGCCAUGUGCAUGGACGACAUCCGGGUGGUGCAGGUGGACGACGGCGAGUGCGAGAUCUACGAAGGCAACUUUGAUGACGAGGACGAAGAGGAGGAGGUUUUGGCAGAUGAAGAAACUCAACACGUGAGCGCACAAGCGGAGUUCGCUUGCGAUGUGGUAGAGGUUGAGUUGGGGGAUAAUCACAUGGACGGCAGCACGUCGGAGAGAAAACACGACGAAAAGGAGAAAGCAGCGGAGAAAAUGGCAGACUGUGAAGCAGAUACGGACGACGACGUCAGGGAGGGUUCCGACAGCGCCCGACCAUCGCAGGAAGCGGUGACAAACAAAUGAAGGAAGCAACGUUUUGUAUUUGUUGGCCAUCAAAACUUUUUUUUAAAAAGACAAAACCGCUUCAGAAGCAAGUAU
Molecule: messenger RNA, 3225 nt
Organism: Nematolebias whitei (Rio pearlfish)
Lineage: Eukaryota; Metazoa; Chordata; Actinopteri; Cyprinodontiformes; Rivulidae
Product: zinc finger E-box-binding homeobox 1
Exons: 7
Coding region: 1-3150 (1049 amino acids)
Biological process (GO): regulation of transcription by RNA polymerase II; anatomical structure development
Molecular function (GO): DNA-binding transcription factor activity, RNA polymerase II-specific; RNA polymerase II cis-regulatory region sequence-specific DNA binding
Source: RefSeq, a predicted model, not a curated record